AUGAUCACCCAAGACUUAUUCGAUAUCGAUCGCAAUCUUACAUCGGAAACGUUGGAAAAGAGGUUGCAAAAAGCAUGGGACGAAUGCGGUACUGUUAAACCCACACGCGCUCCCACCAAGGUCUUUCGAAGACCGCAGUCAUCGCUUUCCAGUGGGCAUCUCUCUGCUCGACUUAACCGUGUAUUCAAGUUGCGACCUUUUAUUCAAGAAACAACUAUUUCGCAGCCAGGUAACCGAAUCAUGUCUCUUGACGUUUACUCUUUAGCAGAGAAUGGUACUAUAGUCCGUAUGUCUCGUAAACCUUCAGGCACAAUGGUUCCAACUCGGCAAUCUCGAAUUGCAUCAUGCAACACUUGCUUCGACCUUAACCCAGACUGCAUACCGCCAGAAAUGGACGAGUUUUCUGAUAACGAUGUACGAAGAAUCAAUGGACAGCGACGAAUCUGGACCUCGGCAGACUCCUUACAGUUUUCUGCGACAAACGGAUGUCCCUCUUGCUCGAUAUUACUAGAGGGCAUUUCAAGAAGCUGCUCCGAAUUGGUGUAUGAAAGCCGUCUUAUAUGGCAAAGUCCGGCUGCUUCGGAUAGUAUCGGCCUACAAUUUCAUCCUGGUCUUGGGUUGGAGGUCUUGGUGGAGGGUGAUGUACCACAAGACGAGGACUCUUGGGUUUCCUCAGAAGGACAUGUUUCCUUCGAGUUUUAUACAAACUCGAAUAACGAGCCAGCUUGGCCAGCAUUUGGACGUUUAAGAGAUAUCCCUAAGACACUCGACCUUGAAAUUUGCCUCAAUAUCUUGAGGCCAUGGUUAAGAGACUGUUCCAUAAACCACCGGGACUGUUUACCUGCCAAUCUGUCUCAAAUGCCUUCACGGAUCCUAGAUGUCAGUGGAUCUAGAAAUGAAUGUAUUGCUCUCGUGGAAUCUACAACAUUGCAAUACGAGAAUUACAUUGCACUAAGUCAUUGUUGGGGCAAAACCCAAAUGAUAAUGACCGUUAAGUCAAAUUUCGAGGAUCAUCUCGGCGGAAUUCAAUUCGACCAACUCCCAAAAACCUUUCAAGAAGCUGUAAUGAUAACACGCCAGCUUGAAAUAAGGUACCUUUGGAUUGAUUCACUGUGUAUCAUUCAAGAUGACCCAGUAGACUGGGAGACGGAAGCCUCUCAGAUGGCCAUGGUAUACACUUCAUCAUAUCUUACGCUUGCUAUCCUCCACUCACCCAACAAUCAUGGUGGUUGCUUCUCUGAUAGACACACCAGCAAUGUUGGUGAUUUGCCUUUGUGCAUUCCCACGGGAUCUAUAGCUAUACCAUAUCGUGUUAAAGAUCUCACAACUACGGUCAUGACUCGUCUCAUGCCCAGAGAUGCGCAUGCUCAUUUCCUAGGAGACCAGAUUGAUGACACACCACUAGGAAUUCGCGCCUGGGCAUUACAAGAACGCCUUCUUUCACCGCGAACUUUAUACUUCCACCCCGGGGAGCUGGUCUGGGAAUGCAAGACGAGUCUUGCAUGCGAAUGCCAAAAACUUGAAAUUCUUAGGCCAGAUGGAUGUAACGAAUUUGAGAAUUUGUUUGAAAAUGAUCGCUUGAAGUCCGGCAUAAAUUUUCCCCAGGAUAUUACCAUGGGCGAAGCAGGAAUCAACUGGUUUCGAAUUAUUACGGUCUAUUCAAGAUUAAAGCUCACAAAGCAAAGCGACAUACUCCCUGCUUUAUCAGGAUUGGCAGGCCAUUUUUCUAAUGUCAUGAAAUGUGACUAUCUAGCUGGCAUAUGGAGUGCUGAUCUUGAAAGAUCACUAUCAUGGAAGAGAAUCCCUCAAUAUCCACAUGGAGGUCCCGCCGCUAGGCAACAGAGAAAUAACGCCCCAUCUUGGUCCUGGAGUGCCAUAGCAUUGGGCCUUCUAUCGGAUGAUUCGUCGAUAUCUUAUGAAAUACCACUGAAUAGAGGAUUCAACCAAGAUGCGCACUUAAAUUGUCUAUCAUAUACCACUACCAUCUCUGGUAUAAAUCCCUAUGGUGCAUGUACAGAAGGAAAGUUACGCCUUUCCGGGUCUAUGAUCGCAACAGAAUUCUUUGAAGUUUUCGACAUUAUCGGAAAGCGGCCGAGACAACUUGUCUACUUCCACGGCUUCGCAUCUGCCAUCUCACCAGAUAUACGCCUAACUGAGCCUGGCCCGUAUCAAACCCUUGAUGGCGAUGUGUUGCACUGUCUACUUAUUGGGAGUACCAGCUUCCCUAUAUAUCGGAAAAUCCAUAAUAUAGGUACAUUUCCAGGUAAUUGUGACGAUAUAGCACAGAUUGCACUGGUUCUAAGAGCAGAAGACGCCCAGGCUGGAGUGUAUACACGGGUUGGUUUGCUAGAAGUUAGAAGCAGCCAGAAGUGGUUUGAAGGCGCAGAAGUGGUCACACUUGAAAUUAUUUGA
This is a messenger RNA of Venustampulla echinocandica, 2412 nucleotides long. RefSeq lists its product as uncharacterized. The transcript has 3 exons. The record is from RefSeq and is a predicted model, not a curated record. Lineage: Eukaryota; Fungi; Ascomycota; Leotiomycetes; Helotiales; Pleuroascaceae. The coding region runs from base 1 to 2412 and encodes 803 amino acids.